Messenger RNA from Thyridium curvatum, 726 nucleotides. RefSeq lists its product as uncharacterized. The transcript has 2 exons. Bases 1 to 726 code for a protein of 241 amino acids. Lineage: Eukaryota; Fungi; Ascomycota; Sordariomycetes; Thyridiales; Thyridiaceae. The record is from RefSeq and is a predicted model, not a curated record.
AUGGAUGAACCCUCGCAAUUCACGAAAAAGUCAACCUCCAUUUCCAGCUUUACGAGAGACAAGAAGCUCCUGCACCAACCAAACGCCAUCCACGACCAGGAUGAUGGCGAACGCCAGCUUGCGGCACUGGCGGCUCUGAGGGCGACUAUGCACCAUUUUGUCCGGCCCGAGCUCCGCGACGGGCCUUUCUACCUCACGCUCACCGACGUCCAUCAAGGCAACAUUUUUGUCGACGAGGAUUGGAACAUCCAGGCAGUCAUCGACCUCGAGUGGGCCCACUCCCUGCCGGCCGAGAUGCAGCUGCCCCCUUACUGGCUGACGUCGCGGGCCGUCGACGGCUUCCACGACGCAAAGGCUACAGCCGAGUACGAGUCGGCGCUGGACGAGUACCUCGAGAUCUACGAGGCCGAGGAGAUGAGGCGGUUCGGCGAGCUGCGGCAAGGGCCGGUCCAGCGCCACGUGUGGCGGACGGGGGCCUUUUGGUAUUUCGCUGCCGUAUCCGUGCCCAAGGGCAUGUACAACAUCUUCAACCGCCACGUGCAGCCAUUGUUCAACGAGGACCAUGCUGACCAAGGCAUCUUUGACGAGGUGUUCUUUUGGUACUGGGGGUUGGGGGCGCAGAGCGUGAUCGAUGCCAAGCUCAAGGACAAGGAAAGGUAUCUUGAUAGGGUGCGGGAGGUGUUCACAGCGCCGGAUGAUCCCGUAGAGACAGGUACACCAAAGUAA